AUGGCCGCUGUGACGCAGAACACGCCCCCGCAGGCGCCGCCGCUGUUCAACCACACUCCCGAGUCCAUCACCAGCUGCGCCGAGGAGCUCGCUACCCGCGCCAAGGCCAUCAUUGACAAGGUCGUUGCAGAAACCACUGUCGAGAACGCCACGUUUGAGAAUACGCUCAAGCCUAUCCUCCUAGAGGACAACCUUACUGAUCCCAUAUCUGGCGUCAUCUGCUUCUACCACUAUGUCAGCCCCGACGCUGCCCUCCGCGAGGCCUCCAUCAAAGCUGAGGAGAAGCUUUCGAAACUAGCUGUCGAGCUGCGCAUGCGCGAGGAUAUUUUCCAGCGUGUCAACACCAUCUACCAGAACCGCGAGGCGGCCGGCCUGGAUCCCGAGGCGCUGAACAUUGUUGAGAAGGAGCACAAACGGUACAGCAACAACGGUCUCUUGCUCCCAGCCGGUGUCGCACGCGAUCGUUUCAAGGAGAUCCAGCUUGAACUCAGCCGUUUGACUAUCGAGGCUAGAAACAACUCCAACAGCGAAACGGGCGGUAUCUUCUUUACUGCCGAGGAGCUGGCUGGUGUGCCCGAGACGGCCGUCAAUGUGUCUGAGCUGGAAAAGGGCACAGGCGAGAAUGAGGGCAAGUUCAAGGUCGGCUUCAAGCCCAAUGUGAGCGUUCCCCUUAUGGAACACGCCACGCGUCCUGAGACUCGUCGCGAUUACUACAUUGCCAAAGAAAACAAGCUCAACAUCAACACUCCCCUAUUCAGACAGAUUCUUCUUCUGAGAGACGAGGCUGCAAGACUCGUUGGCUACCAGGACCACGCCUCGCUCAGAAUCUCAGAGAAAAUGGCAAAGACUGCAGAGAAUGUCAACUCGUUCCUAGCAGACAUGCGCGAUCGUGCCGCAGUCGGCUUGGAGAAGGACGUAUCCCGGCUACUCGAGCACAAAAAGGCCGAGCACGAAGCUCGCAAUCUUGAUUACGACGGUGAAUUGUACGUCUGGGACGUGGGAUACUAUGAGCGCAUCCAAAAAGAAAAAGAGUACAGCGUGGACGAACAGGCAAUCUCCGAGUACUUUUCUCUGUGGCCGACCUUUAAUGGCAUGCUAGACAUCUUCCAGAAGCUGUUUGGCCUGCGCUUUGAGGAGCUUGACGAGGCGGCGCGCGCCAAAGCCAGCCCGACCGGCCAAGCCGCGGACCUGACCUGGCACGCCGACGUCAACCUGUACGCCGUCUGGGAGGCCGACGCGACCUUUAUGGGCUACCUGUACCUAGACAUGCACCCGCGCGAUCACAAGUACAGCCACUACGCCAACUUUGGCAUCGGCCCGGGCUCGUCAGACAACACCGACGGCCGCCGCCGCCACCCGUUCACGACGCUCGUCUGCAACUUCCCCAAGCCGACCAAGGAGAAGCCCGCGCUGCUGCAGCACAGCGACGUGGUGACGCUAUUCCACGAGCUCGGCCACGGCAUCCACAACCUCGUGUCCAAGACGCGCUACAGCGCGGCGCACGGCACCAACGUGUCGCGCGACUUUGUCGAGGCCCCGUCGCAGAUGCUCGAGCACUGGUGCUGGGUGCCGCGCGUGCUGCAGGUGCUGUCGUCGCGCUGGGACACCAAGGCGCCCAUCUCGGACGAGCUCGUCGCCAACCUCAUCCGCACCAAGAAUGUCAACCGGUCCCUGUUUUACCUGCGGCAGCUCGUCUACAGCACGUUUGACAUGCUCGUCCACGGCCCCAAGUCCCGCAAGGAGCUCGAGGACCUGGACCUUGCCAAGGUGUGGAACGAGCGCCGCGCCGAGGUGUCGGGCAUCAAAGGGCCCGAGUCGACCGGAUAUAAGGCUCACUGGGGCGAAGGCUUCAACAAUGUCGGUCACUACAUUGGUGGAUACGACGCCGGGUACUACGGCUACAUGUACUCGGAGGUCUUCUCGGCCGACAUGUACUACGCGGCGUUCAAGGCCGAUCCGCUCGACUCAGAGCAAGGCCUCCGCUACCGCCACAUUGUGCUGGAGCGGGGCGGCAGCCGGCCUGAGAUGGACCUGCUCAAGGAGUUCCUGGGCCGCGAGCCCAACUCGGACGCCUUUUUCAAAGACAUUGGCCUGGCAUGA
This is a messenger RNA of Cordyceps militaris CM01, 2100 nucleotides long. RefSeq names its product metallopeptidase MepB. NCBI's taxonomy places the organism in Eukaryota, Fungi, Ascomycota, Sordariomycetes, Hypocreales, Cordycipitaceae. Gene Ontology annotation, cellular component: mitochondrial intermembrane space. The transcript is spliced from 3 exons. The coding region runs from base 1 to 2100 and encodes 699 amino acids. The record is from RefSeq and is a predicted model, not a curated record. Gene Ontology annotation, molecular function: metalloendopeptidase activity. Gene Ontology annotation, biological process: peptide metabolic process; proteolysis.